Messenger RNA from Oppiella nova, 702 nucleotides. NCBI's taxonomy places the organism in Eukaryota, Metazoa, Arthropoda, Arachnida, Sarcoptiformes, Oppiidae. The record is from the annotation of a GenBank genome assembly.
GGUGCGAUGUAUAUCGGAGAGAUAUGCCGGUAUCUAUUGGCACAGCCGGAGAAACCGGUGGACAGGCAGCACAACCUGAGGAUUAUGUUUGGCAAUGGAUUACGAAAGAAGAUUUGGACGGACUUUAAGACCCGAUUUAAUUUGAGACAAAUCGGAGAGUUUUACGGCUCUACUGAAGGCAAUGCAAAUGUUGCCAAUAUAUCGAAUCGGGAGGGCGCCUGUGGUUUCGUUCCCUGUUGUAUCCCAUGGUUGUGUCGACUCGUAUACCCAGUGGUAGUCAUGAAAGUGGAUGAGAAGACUGGGGAACCCAUACGCGAUGAGAAGGGCCUCUGUAUUCCCGUAAAGCCGGGAGAAAUUGGCGAAAUAGUGGGCAAAAUUAAUGAGUCCGACCCCGCCCGGGCUUAUCCCGGGUAUCAUAACGUCGAGGCCACUAAGAAAAAGGUGGUCUGCGAUGUGCUCACCACCGGAGAUAAGGCUUUCCUCUCAGGAGAUCUCAUGGAAAUGGAUGAGUUAGGCUUCUUGUACUUCAGAGAUAGGACCGGAGAUACCUUCAGAUGGAAAGGCGAGAAUGUGUCGACCACUGAAAUCGAGGCCAUAAUCCAGAAAGUGAUUCGUCUGAACGAUUGCGUGAUCUUCGGCGUCAGUGUUGAACAGUGCGAGGGAAAGGCCGGUAUGGCUGUCCUCAGUCGACCACCCAAUGGC